CAACGUUCAUUCAUCAUCCCACCGGGCGGCCACCACCAUCAUGUAUCGUCUGUCCGUGUUCGUCGCCGUCACCUGUUGCGCCGCCGCUCUGUCGGCCGUCCACCACGUGCAGGCCACCGAGACCGUACUCGAGUUCGGCGUCAAACUGUUCGAGGACUGCGGAGCCGACUGGUCGUGCACCAAACCCAAAGUGCUCCGGUACCUGAGCGAGACCGCGAAAAGCGACGAGCUCAAGUUGACCCGGGACCUGUCCCUGAAACGUAGCCGUGUCAGCGAAGGCGAAGAAGAAGUGGCCAACUCGAUCCCCAACGGCGGCGACUACAAAGACGCCAUCAGGGAGAACUCCGCGCUCCGCAUGUUGGACAGGAUCGACGAUUUCCUGAGCACCCACCAGCUCCAGGUGAACCUGCCGGAAGAGCUAGGGUCCACCGUCCAACGGAUCAACGUGCCGUUGACCGACCAAGACACCCAAGUCGUUCAGCAAGGACGAAGUAAGACGCGAAUCGGAAAACGUCGCGGAUUUGUCCGUAAAAUAGUCAUUCCGUUCCUCCUGGGAUUGAAGUUCAAGACGACCGUCUUGAUUCCCGUCGCCAUCGCCAUAAUCGCCCUGAAAACGUGGAAAGCGUUGACGUUAGGUCUACUGUCACUCGUCUUAUCCGCCGCCAUGGUCAUCUACAGGUUCACCAAGCCCAAGGUGGUCGGAGUGGAAAUCCUGCACUACCCAUCACCCGGUUACGCGCACCAUCACGACGGAUACGCACACGCUAGGGCGUACAGUGCGCAACAGCCCGAACAGUGACCGGUGAACGUGAUUAGUUUUGUAAACGUCGCGAUCAGAAACGACGCGUAUUUUAUUGUACGACUAGUUUUCUGUUGUUAUUAAUUUAAUUAUUUAUUUAUUUAUUUACCGAACGAAAAAAAUACAAUUAUUAAAUUUUUUUAAU
This is a messenger RNA of Sipha flava (yellow sugarcane aphid), 944 nucleotides long. RefSeq lists its product as uncharacterized. NCBI's taxonomy places the organism in Eukaryota, Metazoa, Arthropoda, Insecta, Hemiptera, Aphididae. The record is from RefSeq and is a predicted model, not a curated record. Bases 41 to 799 code for a protein of 252 amino acids. The transcript is spliced from 4 exons.